UCUACAUAAAUAUGUCUAUUUAUAGUAUGUUUUGUUUUGUUUUUUCUUUUUUGUUUCUUGUUUAGUAUUCUUGACUGUGUUAAAAAUGGCACAUUCCUAUGUUUCUAUGGUCAUAUAUCCCUAGGGUUAUGAUUAGUGUUAGAGCUAGUGUGAGUGUGUUUUGACCCAGACACAAGGACCAUUAAUAUGUUUUAACAUAUACCUUGGAAAAUUAAAAAAUGCUUCCCUGUCAAAUUAAUUUUUACCUCAGAGCAAAAUGUCUGCGAGCUGUCAGUCAUUUGUGACUUAUGUGAGGCAGUGAGGCCCACUUUCAAGACUUUUAAUACCAUGUCCAAAGAGAAAUUAGUCACACAAAAUCCAUCACUCUUCUGUUCAGCGUGUUCAUGCUCGCAAACUACUUUUUGGUGCACAUCAAGAGGUCCCCCUUGUGGCUGAAGUACCAUGCAGUAAGACAAUUAGGCAACCUCUUACAAAACUACAUCAGGCAGUCCCCAGACAUUAAAUUCAGAUACUCAGGGAAUCUAUUCCAGUGUUCCCAUCAGACCAUUUCUCCCUCAGCGAUAUGGCAGACUCCCUGUGCAUGCUGUGUCAUCUCCCCCCAAAGACUUCUUCACAAACAGUGGAGGAGCGUGGCAAGUGGGGUAGCAAAAAGGAGUUCAUUCUGUCUGUGGCUGGUGCGAUUAUUGGUCUAGGAAAUGUGUGGAGAUUUCCAUAUCUGUGCUACAAGAAUGGUGGUGGUGCAUUUUUCAUUCCUUACAUCCUGUUCCUUGUGACCUGUGGCGUUCCUCUGUUCAUACUGGAGACAGCACUGGGCCAGUACACAAGUCAGGGAGGAAUAAUGUGCUGGAGGAAGGUCUGCCCUUUGAUGGAAGGCAUAGGAUACGCUGGCCAAAUUAUCCUUUUCUAUGGAGGUCUGAGCUACAUGGUGAUUUUGGCCUGGGGUUUCCUCUACUUUUUCUCUUCCUUCUCUGUUCAGCUACCAUGGGCAACCUGUAAUAACACAUGGAAUACAGAUUCUUGCAUGGUAUUGAACAACUAUAACAACACUGCUAACUGGACCUCGCCUGUGAAUUCAUCAUCAUCUGUAGUGGAGUAUUGGCAGCGACGGGUGCUAAGAAUAUCCACCGGCAUAGAGACCAUUGGAAGCAUACAAUGGGACCUUUGCUUGUGUCUUCUUCUGGCCUGGAUCAUCUGCUACUUCUGUGUCUGGAAGGGAGUGAAAUCAACCGGUAAGGCUACCUACUUCACAGCCACAUUCCCAUUUGUCAUGUUGGUGGUGCUGCUCCUUAGAGGAAUGACACUUCCUGGAGCCUUGCAUGGUAUCAAGUACUACCUGUACCCAAAUCCUGCACGGCUUGCUGACCCACAGGUUUGGAUAGAUGCUGGAACCCAGAUAUUUUAUUCGUAUGCCAUAUGUUUGGGAUGCCUGACCACACUUGGGAGCUACAACAAGUACAACAACAACUGUUACAAAGACUCCUUCUAUCUUUGCCUGUUGAACAGCGGGACCAGCUUUAUAUCUGGCUUUGCCAUUUUCUCAGUGUUGGGCUACAUGUCACAAAAACAGGGUGUCGACAUUGACUCCGUUGCUGAUUCAGGCCCUGGCCUUGUGUUCAUUGUCUACCCACAAGCUGUGACCCUUCUACCAUGGCCUCAAGUCUGGUCCAUGUGCUUCUUCAUCAUGAUCAUUUUGUUAGGAAUAGACGGUCAGUUUGCUGGGCUUGAAAGCAUCAUGACCUCUCUAACGGAUAUCUACCCUGCCCAGAUCCGAAAAGGAUAUCGCAGAGAAUUACUUCUGCUGCUGAUCUGUGCUAUUUGCUUCAUGCUUGACCUAUUACUGGUGACAGAGGCUGGCGCCUACAUCCUGCAGAUCUUUGAUCACUACGUUUGCAGCGGUCCCACUCUUCUUCUGAUGGCAAUUUUCCAGUCUGUGAUUAUUGGAUGGAUUUAUGGUGCUGAACGCUUCAGUGACAACAUUGAGGACAUGAUUGGAUACAAACCUCUAUCACUGAUUAAGUACUGCUGGAUGUAUGGCACUCCUCUUACUUGCAGUGGCACACUUGUGUUUUUGAUCCUGAGAUACACACCAUUGAGAUUCAACAACUCCUACGUGUAUCCUUGGUGGGCAUACUUGAUCGGCUGGUUUCUGGCCAUGUCAUCUCUUAUGAUGAUUCCGGUGACCAUGGUCUACAAACUGGCCAAAGGAAAAGGGACUUUCUGGCAGCGUCUCAAGUCAAGCUCCCGACCUGCAGAUGACCUUCCAGCGAUGGCAAAGGAAAUGACAAACAUCUGUGUCCGACUGCAUGUCUCUGAUGUGGGAAAAAAUAGCAAUAUGUAGGCUAUUGAAAUCAUUGAAAAGAUCAGGUGUGUAGGAUUUAGCAGCAUUUAGCGGUGAGGUUGCAGGUUUGCGACCAUUGAAAUAUCCCUCCCUUCAUCUUUCCUGUGACUGUCACUAAAAAUGCAACAAAAAUGUGAAACACUCUUUCCACAUCCAGUGUUAGGUUUGUUCAUUACUGGAAAGACAUGAUGGUACAACAUGGUGUGGAAGAGGAGCUGCUCCCUCUGUUGACAUAACGGGCUCUCUCUAUGGCAACACAACAAUUUUUACUGUCAAGUGAUUAUAAAACAUGAUUAUGAAUAUGAUAUUCAAUUUCUGCCAAUAGAUCCUCUUAAAUCCUACACACUGGACCUUUCUAAGUUUCUUUUGUGAUUUUUUUAUUUGAAUAUGUAGGGCAUAGCGUUUACUAUAUUUAUGGUGGUAGUAUUCAUUUACACAUAUCUGUUUUAAGGUGAGGUGACCUCUCUGAAUACAGUAUAAUAAGUGUAUAUACAGAGUUUUUUCAGAACUAUAUUAUAUUAAGAAUUGUUACAGAAAUAUGAUGAAUGUACAAAAUACGACAACAAGUUGCAGCAAUAAAUACAAUCUACAUUUAUGAUCGUUAUAAACUGAAACAACGACAAUGUUAUUUGGGCCUCUUACAACAAACACACAAACUUUUACCUUGUUGUCUAUAAACAGGGCAUUACUGUGGUAAGUAAGUCAGUCAAAUGGGCAUCAGUGUGGAAUAAUAACCCUGGUGCGGAGCAGCUAACUGUUUCUAAUAUAUAGCCAAUCUGUCUUCACAAUACCUUUUAACAGUUUAUACCUGAGGACACUGUAUUAUUACAGUUCACACCUUUGCUAUGUAACAGUUGUGGAACAUAGAGAUUAAACACAAACUGUUGUUAAAGUAUAUUGUUCCAAUCUGAUCUUUUUGUCAGUUAUUACUUGUUAAGAGAUGGCAACAUAUGCAAAAAAAAAGAAAAAAGAAAAGAAAAACAAUAACCCCAAUUAGAAAAACAAUUUUGGUUGAUAGAAAUAUCUGACAGGAGUGGGGGGCCCUUUUGAGCAAAUACAAAAUAAUGACAAACAACCAAAAUUGUUCUAUGAGAAUUUUUGUUUAUUCAGGACCCAUUACUUACAGUGUGAGGCUAGAUGAGAAAAUGCGUUUUUUUAUGACCCUUUCGUGUUUGUAAAAUAUUGACAAUGAUUUGAGUUAUGUUGUUCAACCACAGCAGUUUGGUUAGAUCAUGGUACCUGAAGUUACAUUUGAACAUAUGUUACAUACUUGACUUUAUGUUGCAUACUUGAGUGCAUUAGGUAACCUCACACUGAUAAGUUAAAAUAAGUCAACAUUCCCUUUUGGUUUCACAUGGGACACAAACAGCUGAUUCCUGGGUCAAAGUCCUGUGUUUGUUUGGCAUAUUCAUCAACCCAAACCUCUGCCCUAAGCAGGCUCUGACUUGCUCUGACCAUCUAAUGUCUAAGGCAGGUUUUCUCUCAGUGCUAAGGCUGAGUGAACCAUCUCCUGGCAGCAGAGACAUGAAAGUGGUGUCAAUCGUCUCAACUCACGCUUCCAUAACUGAGCAAAAAAAUUUGCUCAGUUAUGGAAGCGUGAGUUAAUUUCAGACUUCAGUAUUUUAUUUUACACAAAAAUGUAUGGGAGAUGAUUCUAGACUGUGGGUUCAAGUACGUAUGGCAAAAUAAUCUAUGCUCAAAUGUGCAUUUACCAUCUUUCUGAAUCUGAAUCUGAAUCAAGUAAGUGGGCUUGUGAUAUAGGACUAUUUUGUCACAUGAUUCAAGAGUCUUAAUGAAUGGACUGGACAUAUAAUCACAUAUAACCUGGUUUUACUUACUACAGCCAGAGGCGCAUAUGACUGUUGAUGAAAAAAGUUCACCAACAGGCUUCAACAGGGCUUUGACCUCAGUGACCUCUAUAUAUUACUUUAAUGCAUGGUUACCUACAUUUAUUUGUGGUUUUC
Acanthopagrus latus (yellowfin seabream) is the source of this 4302-nucleotide messenger RNA. Its product is annotated as sodium- and chloride-dependent GABA transporter 2-like. Gene Ontology annotation, biological process: sodium ion transmembrane transport. Gene Ontology annotation, cellular component: membrane. The coding region runs from base 563 to 2338 and encodes 591 amino acids. The record is from RefSeq and is a predicted model, not a curated record. The transcript has 14 exons. Lineage: Eukaryota; Metazoa; Chordata; Actinopteri; Spariformes; Sparidae.